AUGGACGGAAAGGAUCAACAUUGUCAUGCCCGUCGUUUGGCUUUUACCGCCGUCGCAGUUUCAACAACUGCCGUCAUCUGCUCCAUUAUUGCUCUUCCAUUAAUGUACACUUUAGUCAUGAAUAUCCAAAGUGAAAUCUCCCAGGAGACCGGAUUCUGCAUGAUGCGUUCCCGUGACAUGCUCAUGAACAUGUACUCAACUGCCGGAAAGAGUAACUACCGUGCCAAGCGUGCCUGGCAAUUCGGAUCCUGGGUUCAGGAUUCUGGAGUCGGAGGAGGAGCCGGAGGAUACGGUAGUGGACCAGCUGACAGUGGAUACGGAGCUCAAGGAACCAACAACGGAUAUGGACCAGUUGUCAAUGCUGAACCAGAGCCACAAUGCUGUACUUGCCAACAAGGAAAGGCUGGACCACCAGGACCACCAGGAGAUGAUGGACAUGAUGGUAAAGAUGGAUCUGCUGGAAAUGAUGCUAAGAAUGGAAAAGACGGAGGAGUUGGACCAUCUGAUGGACUUCAAUCCGAGCCAUGUGUCAUCUGCCCACCAGGAGCUCAAGGACUUGGAGGAGCUCCAGGAGCCAAGGGACCACAAGGACCACGUGGAUCACCAGGACUCUCUGGAGUUGACGGAAGACGUGGAGAGCCAGGAAUGUCUGGACCAGCUGGAACUCAAGGAGAACCAGGACCACAAGGACCACCAGGAAAGAAGGGAGACGAUGGACGCGUUAUCAAUGUCAACGGACCACCAGGACCACCAGGAGCUCCAGGACCACAAGGACGCAAGGGAGAACGUGGACCAAAGGGAGUCACUGGAUCAGUUCAUCCAGGAGUUCAAGGGCCAACUGGAGAUCAAGGAAGAAAGGGAAGAGCUGGAAGAAAGGGAGAGACUGGAGGACAAGGACCAAUCGGAUCCAAGGGACCAAACGGAGAUUGCUUCCAUUGCCCAACUCCAAGAACUCCACCAGGUUAUUAA
Molecule: messenger RNA, 969 nt
Organism: Caenorhabditis remanei
Lineage: Eukaryota; Metazoa; Nematoda; Chromadorea; Rhabditida; Rhabditidae
Exons: 4
Coding region: 1-969 (322 amino acids)
Molecular function (GO): structural constituent of cuticle
Source: RefSeq, a predicted model, not a curated record